Molecule: messenger RNA, 313 nt
Organism: Meloidogyne enterolobii
Lineage: Eukaryota; Metazoa; Nematoda; Chromadorea; Rhabditida; Meloidogynidae
Source: the annotation of a GenBank genome assembly
UUUCAUCCUCAAAUGAUUAAAUUACUUUUUGACAACGACAAAACAAUUUCUACCAAAUUUCAAACUGAACGGGCAAUGACACGUGAUUUCUUUGCUUUAGUACCGGAUAUUUUUAAAGACAAUUUAAUUAUUCUUGAGAGCCUUGAGAUACGUACUGGUGGACAUUUUGAGCAACAGACACACGAUGCUUUAUUUUAUCUAUUUUUAAAUGUUGGAAUUCCCUAUGUUUUUCUCCGUCAUCCUAUGCAUGAUACUGUGUACAAAUUAAUUAUGAAUGUAACAUAUUGAAACUUCAACCGAUUUUCAUCUUAUG